AUGGUCCAAUCUUGCCCAUUCUUUGCACCCUUUUUGGGCAUUCCUUAUGAUUCUUGCGGUGCCAUCAAAUCAGUUUCCGAUGAUAAGGAAGACAAGGCCAUCCGAAAGGUCUCCAGUGCCCGAGCACCAUCUCCAAUGGACCUCCAAGAUGCUUUUGAGGAUAAACAUUUCCAGCAUUAUGCUGACAAAUUUGAAAGGUCCCCCAAGCACACCUAUUGCAACAAUCCAACCCUUGGCGACCUACUAUUGCAAGGAAAGUGCUGUCUCUUCCAUCAGCCUUCUGCCGGUUGGCAGAUGCCUCAAUUUGAUUUCCCUUUAUGGAUGUUCAAAUGUUGGCAUCAUUCCCACGGACAGCUAGGCACAACACCACUGAUCUGCAGCCUCACCAUGCCAAGAUACAAGCUGCAAGCAGUUGGAAGUAGUAUUUUUGGAGCUGGCGGACAACGUACCAACGGCGAGAAUAUGACCCAAAUGGCCAGACCAACGGUGACAUGGGCAGACCGCGUUCGCGGCUUCGCUGGUGGAAUUGCCAGACCAGAGUCGCUUGGUCCCGUGCAUGAAAAACUAGUAAAUUGGUAA
Molecule: messenger RNA, 579 nt
Organism: Cylindrotheca closterium
Lineage: Eukaryota; Bacillariophyta; Bacillariophyceae; Bacillariales; Bacillariaceae
Source: the annotation of a GenBank genome assembly